AUAACUCAAAAUCAUCGGUUAGUAAUCACAUUAUAAGAUAUAGACAAUUUCAUAAACCUUCAUUAAUUGAAAUAAAUACCGAUGCCUUCAGUGAGAGUGAACAUGAGCAUAAUUAUUUAUCACUUAUGAAUGAAUUUCAACGUAAACCAACUGAUAUCCCUUACACUGACAUCAAUGUCAUUACAAGGAGAUUAUUUAUUACAGAGAGUACAAAACUUAUGACAGCCUUAUUCUUUAAUGAAUUACCAGGAGAAAGAGGGCAAGCAGAAGAAAAAGGCAUAAAAAUUGGCGUUUUUUCAAAAACUACAAUGGAAAAUGAUUUAUUCAUGAGAAGACAACGUCAUAGUGUUGUUGUUGGUGGUGGUGGUGGUUUUGAUUACUAUGGAGAUGAAUGUGAUUAUCAUCAUCAACAAUUUAUACUUUCUUUGCCAAGAUCUUCAUUAGAUGAUUUAUAUGUGGAUGAAUUUCAUGUGAAUCAUGACCGU
Trichobilharzia regenti is the source of this 485-nucleotide messenger RNA. NCBI's taxonomy places the organism in Eukaryota, Metazoa, Platyhelminthes, Trematoda, Strigeidida, Schistosomatidae. The record is from the annotation of a GenBank genome assembly.